Molecule: messenger RNA, 652 nt
Organism: Odobenus rosmarus divergens (Pacific walrus)
Lineage: Eukaryota; Metazoa; Chordata; Mammalia; Carnivora; Odobenidae
Gene: NMB
Product: neuromedin B
Exons: 3
Coding region: 46-420 (124 amino acids)
Biological process (GO): neuropeptide signaling pathway; positive regulation of hormone secretion
Cellular component (GO): neuron projection
Molecular function (GO): neuromedin B receptor binding; neuropeptide hormone activity
Source: RefSeq, a predicted model, not a curated record
GGCUGCGAAGCGCGCCAGGGGCGGAGGAGUGGCGAGGGUACAGCCAUGACCCUGCGGGCGGGGGGCGCUCGGCUGCUCGCUGGACUCCUGCUCUUCGCUCUGCUCGCAGCGGGCGCUGCGCCGCUGAGCUGGGAUCCCCCAGAGCCCCGCAGCCGGGCCAGCAAGAUCCGAGUGCACCCGCGGGGCAACCUCUGGGCCACCGGUCACUUCAUGGGCAAGAAGAGUCUGGAAACCCCCAGCCCAUUCCUCUUGGGGACAGCUCCCCACAUCUCUCUGAGGGACCAGAGACUGCAGCUGAGUCAUGAUCUGCCCAGGAUCCUCCUGCUCAAGAAGGUUCUGGGCAUGAGCCUUAACGGCCCAGCACCUCACCCCCAGUACAGGAGGCCGCUGGUGCAGAUGCUGCAGAAGGGAUGCCCCUAAUGAGGAAGAGACGCCGCCGUGACUUAGACUGCGCCCACCCAGGGAAGGUGCUGAGCGGGACCCUGGCGGUGGCCCCAUCUGGAUGUAAACCCUGGGCUCAAGUAUCUUUUACUCCAUUACUGUGAUUUCUGGUUGUGUCGCCAGGAAUAUUGCCCAUGCAGACACAAAUUAUGUCCCUGCUGUAUUUCUUGCUUCCGUGUUGAAGUUGUGAAUAAAACCCUGCUUUUUAUGU